AGCGAGGAUUGCGGCGCCUGGGCGCGUGGAGACUUGCCGGAGCCCCGCUGCCCUAUGGAUCUAACCUAGCAGGGCAGUGCUUUCGCGCGGAUCGGCCCUUGGAAGACGAUUUCCGAUGCAUGCCAGGUUCCUGGUGAAUGCCAGAAGUAGAGAUCACGACAGAUGGAGUCCCAAGGUCAGCAUGGAAGUGGCAGUUCAUUAGUGGUCCUUCAGCAGCCUUCUUUGGACAGCCGGCAAAGGUUGGACUAUGAGAGAGAGCUCCAGCCCACGAUCUUGUCUCUAGACCAGAUCAAGACUAUCAGGGGCAGCAACGAAUACACGGAGGGCCCAUCUGUGGUGAAGAAGUCUGCCCCACGGACAGCUCCCAGGCAAGAGAAGCACGAAAGGACUCAUGAAAACAUACCGAUUAAUGUGAAUAAUAAUUACGAGCACCGGCCCAGCCACCCAGGGCACGCGCUGCAUCAACACAACGCCAGGGCUCCUGUGCUCAGCAGGUCGACCAGCACCGGCAGCGCAGCCAGUUCUGGAAGUAACAGCAGCGCUUCCUCGGAGCAGGGCCUGCUCCUGAGGUCGCCCCCGUGCAGGCCAGGCCCGGGCCACAGAUUGGAAAGGCCCAUCUGGACGCAGCCCAAGCCAUCGUCUCUGGUCGUGGAGGACCUGAAGAGUCCUUUGAAAGAGGACCUGGCCCAGCACAAGUUUAUCUGUGAACAGUGCGGGAAGUGCAAGUGUGGGGAGUGCACAGCACCCAGGGCCUUGCCUUCUUGCCUGGCCUGCAACCGGCAGUGCUUGUGCUCUGCAGAGAGCAUGGUGGAAUACAGCACCUGCAUGUGCCUGGUCAAAGGGAUCUUCUACCACUGUUCCAACGACGAUGAAGGGGACUCCUACGCAGAUAAUCCUUGCUCUUGUUCCCAGUCGCAUUGCUGGACUAGGUACUUGUGCAUGGGAGCCAUGGCCUUGGUUUUGCCUUGCCUGCUCUGCUAUCCUCCAGCAAAAGGAUGCCUGAAACUGUGCCGGGGGUGUUACGACCGGAUCAAUCGCCCAGGUUGCAGGUGCAAGAACUCCAACACAGUUUAUUGUAAGCUGGAAAGUUGCCCCUCCAGGGGUCAAGGCAAGCCCUCCUGAUUUAUGGGGGCUCGGGGAAAGGUUGAGUUCCUCAGACUGUCGUUCAGGUUGUGGCUGGCUUUUCUGUCUUUGCCCCCCCCCUUAUCUUUUUUCCCUUACUUACAUGCACAAAUGAUCCUCCUCUCACACCAUAGCUUCUCUCAGCAAAAGGCAAAUUGGGAUUCCCCCCCCCCUUGGUCUUUGGGUAAGUGUAGCCCAUGUACUUGCAUCUAAUCUCCCAAUAUGGCAAGUCGUCUUUCGGUUUGUGAGUAAUCCAUUCCUGAAAGAAGUAAUGAGGGAAUUGGGUUUUUCUGAAGCCGCCUGCUCUGCAAGCAACUUUCCAAAGAUGCUGUUUUUGUUUGUCCUCCAUAACAAUUUUAAACUGAUUUUUAGUGGCUUCCAAGUGAUUAUUUCAAAGUAUUUGUGUGUGUGUGAAAGAACUGAAUUAUGAAGCUUUAAAGAAAAGAAAGCAUUUUUUAAAUAGUUGGGUUAAAACUUAGCAAACCUAGUCCUGCUGUCUUUAUAGAUUGCAACCAUCCUGGCUUUUGCUCCCAUCUCGACAGUUCUUUUAGAAUUUCGUGAUCCGUAUUGCAAAGCCUUAUCUAGCUUGGAUUUCCAACACACAAAAACACACACCCCAUCUUCACUAGAAAUGCUAUGAGAAUAUUGUGAUGCUCUAGCUUAGAUUCCUUGAAUUGCAGGGGUUGGACUAGAUAACCCUUGGGGUCCCUUCCAACUCUACAAUUCUAUGAUUCUAUGACUACAGCUUUCUUCAUUGGUUUCUAUAGCUUUCAGAUUUGUACAAGGUCCUAAGUUUUCACUCCCCCCUUUUUUUCUCUUCUUUUGAUGCUAAAGUUGUUGAUUUCUGCACAUCUGAGUAAUACUCUUCAGGUAUCAUACAGUUUUAAGUUGUGUAAACAUUCUUGGAUCUCUUUAACACUUCUAUUAUUUCUGUGGUUUAAUGACAUUUAACUCUACUCUGUGCUCGAUAACUUUAAUCCUCUGUUUUUAUUGCCUUAGCCACAAAUUGUGGUGCUUUUUGUAUAUUUUAUGUAAAAACACAAAGUUGAAUUCUGACUAUUUUAAGACAAAGGUCUGUUAAAACUUUUUUAUUGUAAAGAAUAUUUAUUAUGUGAAUUUCUAUUAUUUUAUGAUAUUUAUUACAAAGGACUGUUCCAAAAAUGUACUCCUGUCUGAAUAUAACAAAAUACCAAUACUUAACGAAAAUAAGGAUGACACGAAGAAAGUACAUAUGUUAAACUAUAAUGCAGAAAAUAUAAUAAUUAAUGAAAACGUC
Molecule: messenger RNA, 2398 nt
Organism: Podarcis muralis (Common wall lizard)
Lineage: Eukaryota; Metazoa; Chordata; Lepidosauria; Squamata; Lacertidae
Source: RefSeq, a predicted model, not a curated record